AUGGUCACGGAUCGGAUUUUCUCUGGUAUUCAGCCAACUGGGACGCCUCAUCUGGGUAACUACCUUGGAGCCAUUCAGAACUGGGUGAAUCUGCAGGAAGAGUGCAGCUCAGUGCUGUAUAGCAUUAUGGACAUGCACUCGUUCACCAUGCCCAAGGAGCCAGCUGUCCUGCGCCAAAACAUACUGGACACCACUGCUGCCGUCCUUGCCUGUGGUAUUGACCCAAAGAAGUGUUUCCUGUUCCGACAGUCGCUGGUUCCUGCGCAUGCAGAACUUGCCUGGAUUCUUGGAUGCUUAACUAAUGUGCCACGUCUACUACGCUUGCCCCAGUGGAAGAUGAAGCGUGCCAGCCAGAAUAACGAAGGAACUGUUGGUUUGCUGACAUAUCCAGUGCUUCAAGCAGCAGAUAUUUUGCUGUACAAGUCGACACAUGUUCCUGUUGGAGAAGAUCAAGUCCUGCACCUGGAACUAGCCCAAGAUAUAGCACAACACUUCAACAAGAAAUACGGAGAAUUCUUUCCUGUGCCCAAAGCCAUUUUAAGUGCAACAAAGAAAAUAAAAUCCCUCAGAGAUCCAACAGUGAAGAUGUCCAAGUCAGACCCACAGAAGUUAGCUACUGUUAACAUAGCGGACAGCCCAGAUGAAAUAGUGCUGAAAUUCCGCAAAGCUGUGACUGACUUUACAUCUGAGGUGACGUACGACCCAGCUGGUCGCCCCGGUGUCUCCAAUCUGGUGUCCAUUCAUGCUGCAGUAACGGGGCUUAGCAUAAAAGAAGUGCUGCACCAAUCUGCUGGCCUCAACACUGCUCACUACAAAAUGGUAGUAGCAGAGUCAGUUAUUCAAAAAUUUGCACCUAUCAGGAAUGAAAUCAAGAAACUCCAGGAAGACAAAUCCCAUCUGAUAAAGGUUUUAGAGGAUGGAGCAGAGAAAGCCAAAGAACUGGCUACCCCUGUCUAUCAAGAAAUAAGACGACUAGUGGGAUUUCAGUAG
This is a messenger RNA of Balearica regulorum gibbericeps (East African grey crowned-crane), 990 nucleotides long. Lineage: Eukaryota; Metazoa; Chordata; Aves; Gruiformes; Gruidae. The record is from RefSeq and is a predicted model, not a curated record.